CCGCCUCUUCCCGCCAGUCCUCAUCCCCUUCCCCGCUCCGGGGCUUGGAGACCCGGUGCCGCCGCCCGCCGCCCACCGCGUCCCCGGAUGACGCGCCCUGGCUGCCGUCCCACGGCCUCGGUUUGCUCACACGCGCGGCGAAGCGGGGGGGCAGCGUGCGUGCGGCUCCCCAGGGGGCCCUGGGCCUCGCUCGCACCCGUCUGCCCAGAGGCCGGCAGCGAGGGGGUUCUUGUUCGGCCCUCCGGGCUGGCUGCUUCUCCCGCCCCAGCAGGGGAGUCGGGCGGGCGUGGGGACAUGCCUGAGACUGCACGUCCUUGUUCUCUAGUCCUCUCCCUUCCCUCGGGACACAAAUAAUACCUGCUCUGCUGUCCCCGUGCCUGACCUCGUCCCCCACCGCAGGCACGGGCCCGGGAGCAUCUGUUCCGGGGAGACCGGGAACGUGCGAACCUGUACCCAGUGUGGGGUCCCUGCGGGGCUGAUGCUGCAGGGCCAGGCGGGUCUGGGGCGGACAGAGGUGCCAAGAGAUGUAGCUGAGUCUGGAUGGGGGGCCCGUGGAGACCCCUGCCCGCUACGGGGAGCUAGCAGGCCGCCCCUGCCGCUUCCCUGGCCUUGAAAUCCCGCAGCCCCCACCUCAUGCAUUUGGGGUGGGGGCCUGCGCUGUGCUCUCUGCAGGCCGUUGUCCACACCCCCACUUAUGGGGGGGUGCAGAUGAAGCCCGGAAGCAGGGGAGGUCACCCCGUUUGUGGCCUCAUGAGCGGCGAGCCCCAGGCCUCCUCAGAUACGGCCGAUGGGUCUGAGGAGGGAAGGGUACCUUCACCUGGCCGGAGGACGCAGGCUGGCUGCCCGCCUGCCUCCCGGUGGCCCUCCGGACCCAUCCGGCCCAUCCUGCGGCCCUGUGGCCCCGACUCGGGCCCUCGCCGGCAGCGUCGGCUGCUGAGCUCGGGCCCCGCUAGUUGCUCUGGGAGAUCGGGUGCCAAGUGGGAACACGUGCCAGCUGGCAGAGGCGCCUGCUGGGCGCCAGACCGGCCUCGGAGGAGACGCGGGCCUGCCCUUGCCUGCCGGGAAGGCGUCGGUAUCUGCUCUGACUCACCUGCACACGGGUGUGGACGGGGCUCAGCUCACCCUGUGGGGCACGAGGGGUGGUGCCCACGGGGCGGCUGCCCCAGAACGACAGACGCCGACCCCCCCCAUGCCACGUCCCAGAGCUCCAGCCUGCUCUGCUCUCCCUGUUCCCAUCUCCCACACCUCUGCCCUCCUCCGGGGGGGGGGGGGGGGGGGCGGGGCUCUGCCCCUUACAGCCCCCGACCCACCAUCUCCCGUGGGUCUCUGCCUCCUCCCCCGCCUCGGCCUGCACCAUCCCCACCUCCUCCACCUGGAGCACCCUCACCUCCUCCUCCUCCACCUGGAGCACCCUCACCUCCUCCUCCUCCUCCACCUGGAGCACCCGCACCUCCUCCUCCUCCUUCACCUGGAGCACCCUCACCUCCUCCUCCUCCUCCACCUGGAGCACCCGCACCUCCUCCUCCUCCUUCACCUGGAGCACCCUCACCUCCUCCUCCUCCACCUGGAGCACUCUCACCUCCUCCUCCUCCACCUGGAGCACUCGCACCUCCUCCUCCUCUGCCCGGAGCACCCGCACCUCCUCCUCCUCCACCUGGAGCACCCUCACCUCCUCCUCCUCCACCUGGAGCACCCGCACCUCCUCCUCCUCCUUCACCUGGAGCACCCUCACCUCCUCCUCCUCCACCUGGAGCACCCUCACCUCCUCCUCCUCCACCUGGAGCACCCGCACCUCCUCCUCCUCUGCCCGGAGCACCUACACCUCCUCCUCCUUCACCUCAAACACCCGCACCUCCUCCUCUUCCUCCACCUGGAGCACCCGCACCUCCUCCUCCUCCACCUGGAGCACUCGCACCUCCUCCUCCUCUGCCCGGAGCACCCGCACCUCCUCCUCCUCUGCCCGGAGCACCUACACCUCCUCCUCCUUCACCUCAAACACCCGCACCUCCUCCUCUUCCUCCACCUGGAGCACCCGCACCUCCUCCUCCUUCACCUGGAGCACCCUCACCUCCUCCUCCUCCUCCACCUGGAGCACCCGCACCUCCUCCUCCUCUGCCCGGAGCACCCGCACCUCCUCCUCCUCUGCCCGGAGCACCUACACCUCCUCCUCCUUCACCUCAAACACCCGCACCUCCUCCUCUUCCUCCACCUGGAGCACCCGCACCUCCUCCUCCUUCACCUGGAGCACCCUCACCUCCUCCUCCUCCUCCACCUGGAGCACCCGCACCUCCUCCUCCUUCACCUGGAGCACUCUCACCUCCUCCUCCUCCUCCACCUGGAGCACCCGCACCUCCUCCUCCUCCACCUGGAGCACCCGCACCUCCUCCUCCAUCAUCUGGAGCACCCGCACCUCCUCCUCCUCCACCUGGAGCACCCGCACCUCCUCCUCCUCCACCUGGAGCACCCGCACCUCCUCCUCCUCCUUCACCUGGAGCACCCGCACCUCCUCCUCCUCCACCUGGAGCACCCUCACCUCCUCCUCCUUCACCUGGAGCACCCUCACCUCCUCCUCCUCCUCCACCUGGAGCACCCACACCUCCUCCUCCUCCACCUGGAGUACCUGCACCUCUCCCUUCUCCUCCACCUGGAGCACCCUCACCUCCUCCUCCACCUGGAGCACCCGCACCUCCUCCUCCUCCUCCACCUGGAGCACCCGCACCUCCUCCUCCUCCUUCACCUGGAGCACCCGCACCUCCUCCUCCUCCUUCACCUGGAGCACCCGCACCUCCUCCUCCUCCUCCUCCACCUGGAGCACCCGCACCUCCUCCUCUUACUCCACCUGGAGCACCCACACCUCCUCCUCCUUCACCUGGAGCACCCACACCUCCUCCUCCUUCACCUGGAGCACCCGCACCUCCUCCUUCUCCACCUGGAGCACCCUCACCUCCUCCUCCGCCACCUGGAGCACCCGCACCUCCUCCUCCGCCACCUGGAGCACCCGCACCUCCUCCUUCUCCACCUGGAGCACCCUCACCUCCUCCUCCUCCACCUGGAGCAUCCGCACCUCCUCCUCCUCCUCCACCUGGAGCACCUGCACCUCCUCCUCCACCUGGAGCACCCGCACCUCCUCCUUCUCUACCUGGAGCACCCUCACCUCCUCCUCCUCCACCUGGAGCACCCUCACCUCCUCCUCCUCCACCUGGAGCACCUGCACCUCCUCCUCCACCUGGAGCACCCACACCUCCUCCUUCUUCACCUGCACCACCACCAUCACCACCAUCUCCAAGCCCCCUGCACCCUCUCCCCCAUCUCCGUCACCACCACCACUACCCUCCUGGCUCUGUUCAGAACCCCUCACUCACUCUCCUGCUUUCCUUUGAUUUGGAAGUUACACGUUUUCUUUCUGUUGCUGUGUCGUUGUGUCAGUUGUCUGGGCCGCUGUGACGAGAUACCAUAGACACGUGGCUUAUCAACAACAGAAACACACUUCUCACUGUUCUGGAGGCCACGGCGGCCCACUUCCUGGUUCUUGGUGUAUCUUCACGUGACAGGGGGUGAUGGAGCUCUUAAGGUCCUUUCAUAAGGACACUAAUCCCACUAACGGGGGCUCCACCCUCAAGACCUAAUCACCCCCCGAAGGCCCCACCUCCCAGUACUGUCACCUUGGCCGCUAGGUUCUGUGCAUGAGUUCUGGGGGACGCAGACAUUCGGCCGGUGGCCGUGCUGUUUACUGUAGUGGUGAGACCCUUGCUUAGCGUCGGGCAUACGUGACCAGAUCGAAGCGUAACCAGCUGCUCUGUGGCCCUGAUGACAGCACCCAAGAGCUCUGACCCCGUGCAUGGUGCUUCCGUCCAGUGGGAAUGUGUGGUCUCUGAUGACGGCUGUUGUCUGUGGCUGUUUUGUCCCCACUCUUGGGUGGGGGGGUAGCUUGGCCGACUAGAAUUCUGGUUGACGGCUGUGUCUCUCACACUUCAGAGAAAGCAUUUCGCUGUUGCUUGGUGUCCUCAAUGGGUGGGAGAGUCACUGUCACAUGCACUGUUGCCCCUCUGGUUUGUCUGCCCCUUCUGGAUGGUUCUGUGACCUUCUCUGCAGAAUAUCUCUGUGGCAUCAAGGAGUGAUUCUGUCUUCUCUUGCUCAAACUCAUGCUUUCUGAAUCUGAGAGAGUGUUUUUGUUGGUUCGGGACCAUUCCUGGCCAUCGGCUCUGACCUUGCCCCUUACACCUCUUUUCUUUUUCCAGAAUUCUGUUCCAUAGACGGGAACUUCUUACGGUUUCCUUCUGUCUCCGGACUUCACGUGUGCUUCCCUAUCGGUUUUCUGAGCUGCCUUUAGGUGGUUAGUUUAGGUCACUGAACCUCCAGCUGAGAGUAGCCUGUCCGUUAUCUGGAAUUUUGGUGAUUGAAUUUUUUGUUUAUAGAAGUUCUGAUUGGUUCUUUGGCUACACCUGCCUGUUUUUCAUAGCGUUGCAGGUUUUGUUUUAGGUUCCUUUGGUUAUAACUUGAAACGUUCGUGUUUUUGGUUUCUUCCCAUUUGCCCCCAAGUUGCUGGGGUCGUGUCCUGCUGAUCUGCUGUGUGGGCUGCGUGUUGUGUCGCUGCUGGGCCCCAGACUGGGAACGAUCACUCCAGAGUAGUUUUGUGAGGGCCUUUGCCAAAUACCCUGGGGUAUCACUAGCCCAGUACCACUUUUUACGUUAAUUUUUGGUGCCCUGACCGUGUAGACCGUGGAAGAACCAAACAACAGGUGCGGACUCUACAUUACGGACCCUCAGAGCUGGGGUGGAGACAGACCGGCUUCCUGGGGCCACCUCUCUGUGGCAGCCACUCCUGCUUCCUCUUCCACGGAGGCUUCCCAGAUGUCCCCUGGCCCUGAGGGCGAGCAGUGUUGAUUCCCAAGGCCCUGCAGACACUUUGGGGGGAGGGGCUGGAUCCGUGUGAUCUGAGGCCUGGGUCUCCGUGGACCAGCUUCUGAGGUCCUGCUCAGGACACGCACAGUGCCUGCAGCUGCGGUGCUGGCCCGGGACCAGAGUCAGCAGCCCCGAGCUGUGGUUCCUGCCCCUGCCUCGGUUGAGUGACGGAGGUGUGUGUCGGGUGGGGCUUGGGCAUGGGUGUUCUGCAAACUCAGUCCUCAGCUGCGGCCAGCUGUCCCCCUGACCACUGAGCCAACAGGAGCUGCUCUCCAGCACAGCAGGCGGGCUUCCAGCCGUCUGGUGUCCACCCCCGCUGGAAGAGGAAGCAGUUCCUGGCCACUUGCCCCUGGGGCGGCGCCCUGGAUGCCUGGGGGUAUCUGGCUGAGCUCAUACUGCUGAGUGAGACCUGGGCCUUGGAGCUGGCCCAGGGAGGCUGUGGGCUCGGCCUUAGGGCCCCGCCACAGGGAGGAGGGCUUAGCUCCAUCAAGAAGGACCCGGGGCUCCAGGCUGACCUGCAGGCAGGGGCCACCUACGCCGCCACUGAGUGCCCUGUCCCAGCCCCCCUGACACGCGUCCUGGGCCCUCCUCCCAUCCUCCGUGGGGGCUGUGCACAGCCCCUGCCAUCUUUCUCCUCGUGUCCCUGUGGGUCCACGGUGGGGCCCCUCCCUCCUGUCUCACGUGUCCC
Messenger RNA from Neofelis nebulosa (Clouded leopard), 5590 nucleotides. Its product is annotated as basic proline-rich protein-like. The transcript has a single exon. The record is from RefSeq and is a predicted model, not a curated record. Lineage: Eukaryota; Metazoa; Chordata; Mammalia; Carnivora; Felidae. The coding region runs from base 634 to 3444 and encodes 936 amino acids.